UGGAAGCGGGGGUAGGUGUGAGAUUGACCAAACCGCAUCUCUCUCCGUUCAUAUCUUCUACUUACUCUCAUGUCUUCUCGUAUAUAAACCCGAACAUACAUCUCUUUUCCCUCAGCUUGAACACCUCCUCAAGCUUCAAAUAAACAAAAAUAAAAUUCUCGAGAGCUGUAGUCUGGACUGACCCCUGUUUCCGCAACUGUACACAUAUAUCAUAAUUUGGUGUAUAAUAAUUUUCGAGAUUGUAGUCCAGGCUGACCCCGUGUUGUGCAAAUAUAGCAAAAUGCAAGCUCUAUCUCCGGCAACGAGUACUAACCUGGAGUUUUUAUUGGCACGAAGAAGGCGUGUUAACCGAGUUGCACCGAGUCAAAUGAUCAUCCGCUCCGCUUACCGGUACGACUCGGCUAACGCGGCGAGCAGCGCGAACGGGAGCCGCGCUGACUGGCAAGCUUCCUGCGCUAUCUUAGCAAGCAAAGUCGUUUCUCAGCAGGACACCGAGAAAACCGGCGAAAUUACCGCGGUUAACGGUCACCGGACAUUGGAUCUCGUGCCGAUUGAUAAUCUCCCGAAGCCGCUGACGAUUAGUGACCUGGCGCCGGCGCCGAUGCACGGAUCUACGCUGCGCGUGGCGUAUCAGGGCGUUCCGGGAGCGUACAGUGAAGCAGCGGCCGGAAAGGCGUAUCCUGAGUGCGAAGCGAUUCCGUGCGAUCAAUUCGAAGUUGCGUUCCAGGCUGUUGAGCUCUGGAUCGCAGAUCGAGCUGUUCUGCCGGUGGAGAACUCGCUCGGUGGAAGCAUUCAUCGCAAUUACGAUCUCCUCCUCCGCCACAGGCUGCAUAUAGUCGGUGAAGUUCAAUUACCUGUUCAUCAUUGUCUUUUAGCACUUCCAGGCGCUCGAAAAGAGUACCUGACUCGCGUGAUUAGUCAUCCGCAGGCGCUUGCGCAGUGCGAACACACGUUAACGAAGCUCGGAUUGAAUGUUGCGAGAGAGGCUGUUGAUGACACUGCUGGAGCCGCGGAAUUUGUUGCGAAUAAUAAGCUGCUCGAUACAGGCGCGAUCGCGUCUGCACGAGCCGCUGAGCUUUAUGGAUUGAAUAUUCUGGCUGAUGGAAUUCAGGACGAUUCGAGUAACGUGACUCGAUUCGUCCUGCUGGCUCGUGAGCCGAUCAUUCCAAGGACUGAUCGGCCUUUUAAAACGAGCAUCGUUUUCGCUCAUGAUAAAGGAACUUCUGUUCUGUUCAAAGUGCUGUCCGCGUUUGCUUUUCGCAACAUCAGCCUGACGAAAAUCGAGAGCAGGCCUCACAGGAACCGUCCAAUUCGAUUAGUGAACGACGAAAAUGUCGGAACUGCAAAGCAUUUCGAGUACUUGUUCUACGUUGAUUUUGAAGCCUCCAUGGCAGAAUCCAGGGCACAGAAUGCGCUUGCUGAAGUUCAGGAAUUCACUUCGUUUCUCAGGGUUUUGGGGAGCUAUCCAAUGGAUAUGACUCCCUGGUCGCCUUCACGGGAAGAUUAAUUAACGGCGUUGUCGUUUAUUUCUUCGAAUUAAAUAAUUAAAUUAUCAUUUUAUUUUUUGAAAUUAAAGUUGCUUAUUCUUGGGGAUUAAGAUUAAGGAUUUGAAUUAAUCUCCCAAGGAAACAAAGGAGGGAAGAAAGAAAGAGUGUUAGGUAAAUACUUAUAUUUAUAAAUGAAAUGUGUGUGCGUUAGAGUCUGAGAUUGCUUGGGAAUGCAUCUAGUUAAUUGUAUACACCAACCAAUCUUUUUGUGUAUAAUUGAAUGUGUACACAAGCCAAUCUUUCUGUGUUGUCAACUGCCCUGAAGAAAGACAAACUUGCAAAUUUCUGCUUUUAUUGAUCAA
Daucus carota subsp. sativus is the source of this 1849-nucleotide messenger RNA. Its product is annotated as arogenate dehydratase 3. The transcript has a single exon. Gene Ontology annotation, cellular component: cytoplasm; chloroplast. The record is from RefSeq and is a predicted model, not a curated record. Gene Ontology annotation, biological process: L-phenylalanine biosynthetic process. Gene Ontology annotation, molecular function: prephenate dehydratase activity; arogenate dehydratase activity. Lineage: Eukaryota; Viridiplantae; Streptophyta; Magnoliopsida; Apiales; Apiaceae. The coding region runs from base 281 to 1507 and encodes 408 amino acids.